Messenger RNA from Glycine soja, 853 nucleotides. RefSeq names its product ethylene-responsive transcription factor ERF023-like. The record is from RefSeq and is a predicted model, not a curated record. Gene Ontology annotation, biological process: regulation of DNA-templated transcription. Gene Ontology annotation, molecular function: DNA binding; DNA-binding transcription factor activity. Bases 102 to 677 code for a protein of 191 amino acids. The transcript has a single exon. Lineage: Eukaryota; Viridiplantae; Streptophyta; Magnoliopsida; Fabales; Fabaceae.
AUUGUAACAAACUCAAAAAACACUCUUUAUAAAUUCACAAGAUAAUAUAUUGCAGAGACAAGAGCCGUUACUACUGAUAUGUACAUUAAAAUCUCCGAUUAAUGGAGCAAGAGCUUCCAAGCAGUAGCGUCCCCGACGACGCCACCGCCGCUACCACGAGCUCCGUUGACAAGCCCGCCACUCCUCACGCCGGAGGCACCCGCCACCCGCUCUUCCGCGGCGUCCGCAAGCGCCGCUGGGGCAAAUGGGUCUCCGAAAUCCGGGAGCCGAGGAAAAAGUCACGCAUAUGGCUCGGCUCCUUCCCGGCGCCGGAGAUGGCGGCGAAGGCCUACGACGUUGCCGCCUACUGCCUCAAGGGCUGCAAGGCGCAGCUCAACUUCCCCGACGAGGUCCACCGGCUUCCGCCGCUCCCCUCCUCCUGCACCGCCCGGGACAUCCAGGCCGCCGCAGCCAAGGCCGCCCACAUGAUGAUGGUCCAGGCUGCCUCCGCCGACUCGCCGGAGAAAAGCAGCAGCAUUACCUCCGACUGCGACGGCAGCGGUGGUGACGACUUCUGGGGCGAAAUUGAGCUGCCAGAACUGCUCAACGGCAAGUGGUGGGCCUCCGACCGCCACGUAACGCCGUGGCCGGAGACUGAGCUUCCGCCCCAGCUGCCCUUCACCACGGCGUGCUUGUAGUAGUUUGUAAUAAUCAAUAAUGCUCUUCCCAUGCUCUCAUGACUUGGUUGGUAUAUUAGUUACAUAUAUUAUUGCUCAUAUAAUUAAGUAACUCUCUUUGUGUUCUCUUCACAAUAAUUAAUAAUUUUAAUUGUGAUGAUCAAUGUUAGUUCUGUUAAUGAUAACACUUUCACUAA